Molecule: messenger RNA, 1506 nt
Organism: Nematocida ausubeli
Lineage: Eukaryota; Fungi; Microsporidia
Exons: 1
Coding region: 1-1506 (501 amino acids)
Biological process (GO): snRNA processing
Cellular component (GO): nucleus
Source: RefSeq, a predicted model, not a curated record
AUGAAAGUUACAAUACUUGGGGCAGGCCAGGAUAUAGGAAGAUCUUGCGUUGUAGUGUCCAUACAGAAUAAGACAAUAAUGUUUGACUGCGGAAUGCACAUGGGUCACUCAGAUCACCGCAGAUUCCCGGAUUUUAAACUCCUUGGGGCAGGCCCAUACACAGGCGUAAUUGACUGCGUAAUUAUAACGCAUUUUCAUAUGGACCACUGUGGUGGUCUCCCAUACUUCACCGAGAGAUGCAAAUAUGCAGGGCCCAUAUACAUGACACCCCCAACAAAAGCAGUCCUCCCAAUUAUCCUGCAGGAUUACUGCAAGGUCUACAAUGAAAGAGAUGAUUCCAGCAAGUUCCAGUACCCCACAUAUAACGAAGAGAAUAUUAAGGCAUGUAUGAAGAAGGUCAUUCCAAUUGCAAUGGAUGAAACAGUAGAAAUUGAAAAAGACUUCACAAUUACGCCGUACUAUGCAGGACAUGUCUUAGGGGCUGCAAUGUUUCAUGUGAGAGUAGGGGAUGAGUCUGUCGUAUACACAGGAGACUACAAUAUGACACCAGACAGGCACCUGGAUGGAGCAUGGAUGCCAAAAGUCUACCCGAAUGUUUUGAUCACAGAGAGCACCUACGCCCUGCUUGUCAGAGACUGCAGGAGAGAGAAAGAGAGGGAAUUUAUUGAGUCCGUUGUGCAGUGUGUUAAGAAUGGUGGGAAGGUGCUUAUUCCUGUAUUUGCCUUGGGGCGUGCACAUGAACUGUGCCUUCUCCUGGAUACGCACUGGGAAAAGUCAAAGUUAUCCAUUCCCAUCUACACUUCUGCCACUCUGACGCACAAAGCAAAUGACAUAUACAAACAGUUCAUAGAUUACACGCAUGAGCACAUAAGAAAUACGAUGCACAAGAGAAAUCUGUUUGAUUUCCAGCACGUAAAACAAUUUGACUCAAAUCUGGCCAGUCUGGAGGGACCUAUGAUCCUUUUUUCCUCCCCGGGUAUGCUGCACUCUGGGCCCAGUCUGUCAAUUUUCAAGAAGUGGUGCGGUGACCCAAAGAAUAUGGUGAUAUUCCCGGGUUACUGUGUCCGUGGUACAAUUGGGGAAAGGGUCUUGAAUGGGGCUAGUCAGAUUGAAGUGGGUGGGAUAGUUUAUCCAGUGCGCAUGAAAGUGAAGAAUAUGCCAUUUAGUGCACAUGCAGAUCAGAAGGGAAUUCUGUCACUCGUGCAGCAAUGUGAGCCUGAGAAUAUUAUUCUUGUGCAUGGGGAUAUCAUGAGAAUGAAGCGAAUGAAGAAUAUCCUGGAGACUACCCUGGGGAUACCCACACUGCACCCUCCAAUUGGUGCCACUUUGAAUAUUGAGAGACCAAAGCACACGACAGCAAGCAUCACCAAGGAGUCACUCGAAUAUUUGCAAAGUAGCAACGGAAAGACAAUUGAAGGUAUCAUGAAAGGGUCCCUAGUGGAGUGCAAUGGGCGCUCUCAUUUGGUUAUUUCAUCCUGUAGUAAUAAUGUCAUAUACGAUGAAUAA